GUGAUAAUCUCAGGCAGUAAAUCAGUGCGUCUCAGCUCACACAAAAACACAGAGGAGCUCAGUUUUCCCAGGUCUCAGCUCAAAGGCUCACGAGCGUCGAGGCGAACUAGGCAAGGAGAAGAAACUCGUUGAUCUGAUGGAGGGCAGACCUCACCCGAGAGUUGUUCACAGGAGGAGGGAGACAAUCACAGCUUUGCCUCUGUACCACUAUGGAAACCUGCUGAAGAAGAACCUCAAAGAGAAGGAUUUCAGGAACUUCUACGGAGAGCUCAGAGGAUCAACAGUGUUUCUAUACAACAAUGACACACAAGACACAUAUUCAGAAAGGCUGGACCUGGGGCUGAUAAAGUCCAUGGACAUGGAGUCUCCUUAUAAAAACAAAGGGCCAAACAUUUUCACCUUAAGCUUGCCCCUGGAGGAGGUGCAGUUAAAGAUGGAUAAUCCUGACGCAGGAGAGGAAUGGAGAGGCUACAUUAUGACUCUGGUUAAUAAAGAGAUUCCCUCAGACCUUCAUAUGCUGCCUGGUCAGAAAAUGAAGCUGGAGGAGAUGCUGGCUCAGGAAAAGAAAAGAAACCCUCAGCUGCAGCGUCCUGCUCUUCCACCCCGACCAGGCUUCCUGCAGACUAAAGAUACUCCUGACAUGCCUGCUUGUUUUUUCGAUGUGACCCGACAGGAGGCUGAAAAGCUGCUCAGUGAGAACCCGGAAAAUGGGAACAUCAUCCUCCGCCCGUCCACCAUGCCCAAGAACUACGCCCUGACGCUCAGACAAAAGACAGACAGAGGGUAUGUCCAGAAGAACUACAGGGUGACCUCCACGAGUUCUGGCUUUGUGAUCGAACUCGAGACUCCAAUAACAGUCCACUCACUGAACGAUGUACUGAAGUACUUCCUGGAGAAGACAGAGUAUCGCCUCCGUCCCUAUGUUGUAGCUCAACCCUACGAUACUCGGAUUGUAGUGGCUCCUCCCCCAAAAUGUGUCAACAUGCCACCAUCUGUUGUCCCCAAAGCUCAGGUGGCCCCCAUGCAGCGAUCCCAGGCCAAAGACAAGCAUCUUCCACCCAUUACCAGGCCUGAUGAGGGAGAAUAUGUGUUACCAGAAGAUCCCAUAAUGGAUGAUCAAAUGAUGAAGAAAGCUCAGGUGGCUGGUGAGCUUCAGGCAGUUUUACAAAUGAGAAAAGAAAAUCUCUAUGUGGAAGCUGGAACGGACGAAGACUUCGAAUACCAGAAUGAAGAAGGUGAAAAAUUCAAAUCAAAGGUCCGGUGGACAACCAACAUCCCCAUGCCAUGA
Molecule: messenger RNA, 1288 nt
Organism: Xiphophorus hellerii (green swordtail)
Lineage: Eukaryota; Metazoa; Chordata; Actinopteri; Cyprinodontiformes; Poeciliidae
Product: signal-transducing adaptor protein 1-like
Exons: 10
Coding region: 137-1288 (383 amino acids)
Biological process (GO): positive regulation of B cell receptor signaling pathway; cell surface receptor protein tyrosine kinase signaling pathway
Molecular function (GO): signaling adaptor activity; protein kinase binding
Source: RefSeq, a predicted model, not a curated record